This is a messenger RNA of Strongylus vulgaris, 748 nucleotides long. Lineage: Eukaryota; Metazoa; Nematoda; Chromadorea; Rhabditida; Strongylidae. The record is from the annotation of a GenBank genome assembly.
AAAUGGUUUCUAGAAAGAAGAUGGACCUUCAGACGAGUCUGCUCAAUCAGGUGCUGAAAAUGUUAAAAAGCGCAGCAGUUCGUCAGAUUCGGAUGAGAACUUGGCUAUUUUAAGAGAAAAAGAAAAAUUAAGGAGGGAGGAGGCCAAAAAGCAGAAGCCAUUGUCCAAGAGGUCUCAUAAGAAUAAACAUGAUAAAGAAAAGGAAGCGUCUGAACAGUCAUCGGAGGAGGAGUCGACGAAGAAGAAAUCUCAGAAGAAAAGAGGGCGACAAAAGGAAGCUCAUGAAGCGUCGCAGAGUGCUGCUUCUGUUCGAUUGUCGAAACUAAAGAAGAUGGUGAUUUUAGCGGGAUUUCGGAUCCCAUACAAGAAGCUAUUUGAAGAUGUGGCAGAUUCUGAUCGCCAAAGGGUAAAAGCUCUGGAAAAGGAGAUGGAAAGACGAGGACUAACUCCUCCUUUCACCAUGGAAUCCUGUAAAGCGUUCAAACUGCGGAAGGAACAGGAAAGCGAACUAGCAGAGCUGUCAAAAAACAGUAUUAUCGAUUUAGGUGAAGAAACGCAUGGUAGAGUUACCCGACGACAACAUCAUGAAGCGUUAGCUCGUAAAAGCCACAGAGAAAUUAUUUUCGAGGAGAGCAGUUCUGAAGAAGAUGAAGAAGAGAUAGAGGAGAUUGAGCAUAUGAAGGAAGAAACUCAAAAUUUGUUUAAGAAUUUGCGAGGCAUUGUUAGUGAUGAUGCAGAUUCGGACUGA